Exophiala aquamarina CBS 119918 is the source of this 2718-nucleotide messenger RNA. RefSeq lists its product as uncharacterized. NCBI's taxonomy places the organism in Eukaryota, Fungi, Ascomycota, Eurotiomycetes, Chaetothyriales, Herpotrichiellaceae. Gene Ontology annotation, molecular function: oxidoreductase activity. The coding region runs from base 1 to 2718 and encodes 905 amino acids. The record is from RefSeq and is a predicted model, not a curated record. The transcript has 4 exons.
AUGACACACGAGAUUCGUUACGAUAACCAAGUAGCCAUCGUUACCGGCGCAGGAAAUGGGCUGGGAAAAGAGUAUGCCAAGUUCCUUGCCUCAAGAGGCGCAAAGGUUAUCGUGAAUGACCUUGGAGGGUCAUUCGAUGGAAAAGAUGGCAAGGGAAGGGAGAAAUCGAGAAUUGCAGAUCUGGUCGUGCAUGAGAUCAAUCGUGCCGGUGGAACUGCAGUGGCUAACUAUGAUGCUGUACAAAAUGGAGAGAAGAUCGUCAAGACUGCGAUCGAUAAUUUCGGGAGAGUGGAUAUACUGAUCAACAAUGCUGGCAUUCUUCGAGAUGUUACUCUUCGAAAUAUGAAGAAUGAAGAUUGGGACAUAAUAAUGGAUGUCCACGUUCAUGGCGCAAUGAAAACGACGAGAGCGGCUUGGCCUUACAUGCGGAGGCAGAAGUACGGGAGGAUCAUCAAUACUUCUUCCUCAUCAGGUUUGUUUGGGAACUUUGGACAAAGCAACUACGCGGCAGCGAAGAUGGCGCUGGUAGGCUUUGGCGAGACAUUGGCGAAAGAAGGGGCAAAAUACAACAUUCAUUGCAAUAUUCUCGCCCCAGGAGCCGCAAGCAGACUAACGCAGACUGUCUGGACACCUGAGAUGAUGGAUAUCAUGAAGCCUGAUUGGGUCGUUCCCCUUGUCGGAGUCCUUGUCAGUAGCCAUUGUCGAGAGACAGGAAGCAUCUUUGAAGCAGCAGCCGGACACUACAGCAAAAUUCGUUGGGAACGAAGCCAGGGAUUUCUUGCCAACCCAGAACAUCUGAGUACCUCUUUAGUGCUCCAGAACUUUGGCAAUAUUACAGACUGGAAUGGCGCAGAACACCCCAAAGGUCCAGCAGAUAUCAUGGGACUACUUCAGAAGGCCAAAACAAUACUUCGUACUAAUAUCCCAGAAGAAAUCAACUUCAAGGACCGUGUUGUUCUUGUGACAGGUGGAGCCCAUGGCCUGGGAAGAGCAUACGCUACCUACUUCGCGAAGUUAGGCGCUAAAGUCGCGGUUAAUGAUGUCAAGAAUGCAAAGGAGGUAGCAGACCAGAUUCGUGCGUUUGGUGGAGAGGCAAUCGCAAUUUCAGUGUCUGUGGAGGAAGGGCAGAACAUCGUUGAGAGAGUGGUGUCUUCCUACAACAGGAUUGACAUCAUAGUCAAUAACGCGGGUGUCUUGGGGGACAAGGCAUUCGUUAAUAUGACUGACGAACAGUGGCAUAUGGUGCUGAAUAUACACUUGCGCUCAACCUAUCUCAUCACCAAAGCUGCAUGGCCGUAUAUGACAAAACAAAGGUAUGGACGUAUUGUUAACAUCACGAGCACGAGUGGAAUAUACGGCAAUUUUGGCCAGGCCAACUAUGCGGCUGCAAAAUGCGGUAUUAUAGGCUUUACAAAGACUACCGCUCGCGAGGGUGUGAAAUACAACAUUGUGGUCAAUGCUGUUGCUCCUUCCGCAGGCACCAAUAUGACCCGAACCGUCUGGCCUGAGCAGGAUGUAAUUGCAGCAAAACCAGACUACGUGGCACCUCUGGUUGCUGCUUUGUGCAGCGACAAACCACCAGCGGCUGGUCAAUUAUAUGAGGCUGCAGGGGGCUGGUUUGCAGCAACACGAUGGCAAAGGGCCAGGGGGGUUGACUUCGAGCAUGAGAAAGGCGUCCCGACUGUAGAGGAGGUUGCACGGGCCUUCCCUGAAAUCUGCAACUUUGACAACGGGCUUGCAGACAAUCCGGACACGCCCCAAGAGGGGAGCAAGUGGACCAUGGGAAAUGCAAUGAAGAAUCCAAACGUGGCCGCCGGCAUGUCGCAAGAAGAUCGUGCUAACAGAAAAUAUAUCUCAAAGAUUCAGGCAGCUCUCUCCAUGAAACCGGGGAAGUCGACAUAUACCUAUUCGGACCGGGAAGUGAUCUUGUAUAACCUCUCCUUGGGCGUGCACCGCUCAGACCUGAAUCUUGUCUACGAGAAUGCACCGAAAUUCCAAGUCCUGCCCACUUUUGGUAUAGUUCCAACGUACUUCUCGACGAGCCCCUACGACUUGAAAGAAAUCAUUCCGAACUAUCAGAAGCACAUGCUUCUACAUGGGGAGCAAUACCUUGAAAUCAAGAAGUUCCCCAUUCCAACUUCAGGCAGUCUCAAAACCGAAACACGUUUGAUAGAAGUCGUGGACAAGAAGAAUGCUGCAACAGUAAGAAGCGGCUCACUUACAGUUGAUGCGAAUGGUGACCCUGUCUUUUACAAUGAGAAUGUUGCUUUCAUUCGUGGCUCGGGCGGGUUUGGGGGUCAACGACAGCCCUCGAAUCGUGGUGCCGCCACCGCAAUAAAUGAUCCGCCCUCUCGGAAGCCGGACAGAGUCGUCGAAGAAAGUACCCCUGAUGAUAUUGCCGCGCUUUAUCGUCUGAUGGGGGACCGCAACCCUCUCCACAUUGACCCAAGGUUUGCGGCUGCAGGGGGGUUCAGUGUUCCAAUAUUACAUGGGUUGGCAACAUUUGGAAUCAGCGGCAAGCACGUUUACCAGACCUAUGGGGCCUUCAGAAAUAUCAAGGUUAGAUUCAGUGGUACUGUGUUGCCAGGCCAGACUGUGGUUACCAAGAUGUGGAGGCAGGGAGGUAAGAUUAUCUAUGAAGUCGUUGUGAAGGAGACCGGCAAAGUUUGCAUCAGCAACGCAGCGGUCGAACUUCUCGGAGGAACGGCAAUGCUAUAG